Messenger RNA from Nannizzia gypsea CBS 118893, 1647 nucleotides. Its product is annotated as triose phosphate/phosphate translocator. NCBI's taxonomy places the organism in Eukaryota, Fungi, Ascomycota, Eurotiomycetes, Onygenales, Arthrodermataceae. Gene Ontology annotation, cellular component: endoplasmic reticulum; Golgi apparatus. The transcript has 2 exons. The record is from RefSeq and is a predicted model, not a curated record. The coding region runs from base 1 to 1647 and encodes 548 amino acids. Gene Ontology annotation, molecular function: phosphoenolpyruvate transmembrane transporter activity; antiporter activity. Gene Ontology annotation, biological process: phosphoenolpyruvate transmembrane import into Golgi lumen.
AUGAGCGUUACCACGCUUGUCGAUACACGGCAGCAGAAGUCUUCAGGUCUGCCACCUUCCUGGCCUCCUCAAAUGACCGCCGACACCUCUGCGACCGAGAAGUUCCCUACCCUGGACGAUGACGACGCACUGAUUGAACAGGAGAAGGAGAACGUUUUCUUGCCGUCCACAGUCAAGUACGCGGGAGAGCCGCUAUGGCAGUCACGGAAAAACAGAGCAUACUCACGGGGGGCACCAUCGGCCGAGCGUUCACAUCGUCCCCGGAAAAGCAUCAGUGAGGCUCUGGGGUCGUUUAGGACCCGGGGAACAAGCGUUAGCGUAAACGCUCAGGAGCUGGCAGAGUCGUUAAAGGCGCCAAUUUCCUAUAAACUCAUUGGUCUUUGCUUAGUCUGGUAUAUGACAUCAGCGCUCACGAAUACCUCGUCGAAAUCUAUCCUCAUAGCACUUCCAAAACCUAUCACGCUCACGAUUGUUCAGUUUGCAUUUGUAUCAGCAUGGUGUCUCUUUCUUGCAUAUCUCGCAUCCGUCUUUCCGAUGCUAAAAACUGCGGUUCCAGUCCUCAAAAACAAGAUCCGAUAUCCCUCAUACUCCAUCAUCUCGACAGCCCUACCCCUGGCUGGAUUCCAACUAUUAGGCCACAUACUCAGUUCUAUGUCGACCUCGCAAAUACCCGUAUCACUCGUUCAUACAAUUAAGGGGCUCUCGCCACUUUUCACCGUUCUUGCUUAUCGUAUCUUUUUCCGCAUUCGAUAUGCCAGGGCCACCUACCUCUCUCUCGUCCCUCUCACUAUGGGGGUUAUGCUUGCCUGUUCAGCAGGGUUCUCAACAAACUUCUUCGGGAUUAUCUGCGCCCUUGCAGCAGCUCUUGUUUUUGUGGCACAGAACAUCUUCUCAAAGAAGCUGUUCAAUGAGGCCGCGCGUGCGGAGGCAGAUGGCCAAUCACCAGGGGACACAAAGCUAGAUAAGCUCAACCUUUUAUGUUACUGUUCUGGUCUCGCGUUCAUCUUGACGCUACCAAUCUGGUUCCUGUCUGAGGGUUAUCCGCUGAUGAUCGACCUCUUGUCCUCUGGUUCUAUCAGCCUAUCAAACAAGAAAGGAGCCCUUGACCACGGCCCAUUAACACUGGAGUUCAUUUUCAACGGCGUCUUCCACUUUGCCCAGAAUAUCAUGGCUUUUGUUUUACUGUCCAUGAUCUCACCAGUUUCAUACUCAGUUGCUUCAUUAAUCAAACGAGUCUUCGUCGUCGUUGUUGCCAUUGUCUGGUUCGGUAAUUCCACCACCCCCAUACAAGCAUUCGGCAUCGCCCUUACUUUCCUCGGUCUCUAUCUAUACGACAGGAACAAGCAGGACGAUGCAGCAGACCGACGAGCCAAUGCCGACCAUUUCCAUAAGAACAACACUAUCCUUCCUCUUAGCAAUGCUUCCAAUGGCUCGGCCAAGGUCUGGAACUCGAACGGGUAUACCUUCCCAACCCCCUCCGUGGGCGGAUUGGGCAUCCAUCCUAUGGAUGUCAAUGGGAAAAAGGAAGACGACAAGGCGAACGGUAUCUCGAGGAGGAAUAGUGUUGCUCGCCCAUGGUUACCGCCAGGGACUAAGCAAGAAUCGACAUGGCAACCAGGUGAUGCAUCCUCACCGCCUCAGAAGUAA